Messenger RNA from Cladocopium goreaui, 694 nucleotides. NCBI's taxonomy places the organism in Eukaryota, Dinophyceae, Suessiales, Symbiodiniaceae. The record is from the annotation of a GenBank genome assembly.
CUUUUUUCGCGCCAUGGUGCGCUGCGUCAUUGGUUUGGGCGGCGCGAUGUCCUCCGACUUUCCCUUCCUGCGUGCCCACGUUGGUCGCGCCUUCGUGGAGUACGUCGCCACGGCGCAGCACUUCGGCCCCUGGCGGCCCAACAGCGUGGCGCUGGCGGACUUCGCGGAGCACGGCAGUGGGGUGGUGCUGUGCCGCCUGUGGCCGGAUGCCACUAAGGAGACGAUUCAAGCGCAGGUGGCGGCCAAGCAAUCUCUGAAGUACCUGGGCAUCCGCUCGCCCAAGCACUUCGUGCUGGCGCACGCGGAGACGCGGAAGAAGUGCGGCCGCUUCAUGGUGGAAGAGGGGCCCAAGUUCGCGCCCACUUGGGCGAAGCCGGUGCUGGAAGCGGUGGCACCCGAGUGGAGACCGGGCCGAAAGGACAUCGAACAGCCCUUGCGCAUCGUCUUCGGCGUCGGCUCGCCGAGUCGUUCCAACCUGCAGCCCCGCAUGGAACAGUUCGGCGACGCGCGGAUGACGGCGCGCGAGGCCAACGCCAUCGUGCAGAGCGCCUUUCCAGCGGCCUACGAAUGGCUCCUGAAGCGUUGGUUCGGCCCCACGGCCGUCACCGAGGGCGCAGUGUUGCGACGGCACCUGGAACAGGACAAGCGACGCCCUGAGCUGGACGCCCUGGCGGCGCAGAUGCGCGAGGGGUGA